AGGCAAGGAGCCAAAGCUUUUCCCAAUACAAAGUCAGGAAUGAGGACCAAUCUCCUCGUCUACUGAUCCAAUGGAUUAUCCAAAACCACUCUUUGUUCAUGUACUCAUCUUCCCUUUGCCACUACAAGGCCCCGUUAAUUGUAUGCUCAAACUCGCCGAGCUUCUCUGCCUCGCCGAUUUCCAUGUCACCUUUCUCAACACCGACCACAUCCACCAUCGUCUCCUCCGGUACACCGACGUUCAAUCCCGCUUCACUCGGUAUCCCAAGUUCCGAUUUGAAGCCAUCUCCGAUGGGUUAUCUGAAGACCACCCACGAUCUGGUGAUCGGUUCGUGGAGAUGUUUGAUGCCAUGGAAGCUGUUACAUACCCUCUUUUCACGGAGAUGGUAACUUCCGGGGACCUGAGUUCUAGCUCUGAUCGGCCGGUGACUUGUAUAAUAGCAGAUGGGAUCUUCAGUUUUGCUGUUGAUGUUGCUCAGAAGAUUGGAAUUCCGCUUUUAUAUUUCGAUACUAUAAGUCCUUGUGGUCUAUGGACUUAUUUGUGUGUUCCCAAACUCAUUCAAGCUAAAGAGCUUCCCUUUAAAGGAGAUGAUUUGGAUGCAAAGAUAACAUGUGUCCCCGGCAUGGAAGGUUUUCUCCGACGCCGGGAUCUUCCCAGCUUCUGCCGAUCCAGUGACCUGACUGAACCAGUUAUCCAACUAAUCUUGAAGGAGAACCACGAACUUCCAAAAGCCCAAGGCCUCAUACUCAACACAUUUGAAGAGCUAGAAGGAUCCCUCCUCUCUCACAUGGGUACACUUUGCCCAAAUCUCUACCCCAUUGGUCCCCUGCACACCCACCUCAACACAAGACUCUGCCCAAAAUUGGCAUCAAAACCACCCACUUUUUCAAACAGUUUAUGGGAAGAGGACAAGAGCUGCAUGGUAUGGCUCGAUCAACAGCCAUUAAAAUCUGUGAUUUAUGUAAGCAUUGGUAGUCUUGCUGUCAUGACCAAAGACCAGUUAAUGGAGUUUUGGUAUGGUUUAGUCAAUAGUGGCAAGCGGUUCUUGUGGGUCAGACGGCCGGGCUCCAUCGCUGGCGACUGUUCUGAAAGUCAGAUUCCGACAGAACUCCUGCAAGGCACAAGGGAAAGAGGGUGUAUUGUGGGUUGGGUUCCACAAGAAGAAGUUUUGGCACACCCGGCUAUCGGAGGGUUUUUGACUCACAGUGGGUGGAACUCAACUCUGGAGAGUAUAGUAGCCGGAGUUCCAAUGAUCUGCUGGCCGUACUUCGUUGAUCAACAAGUGAAUAGUAGGUUUGUGGGGGAGGUUUGGAAGCUUGGAUUGGACAUGAAAGAUACUUGUGAUAGGGUUAUCAUUGAGAAGACGAUCAGAGAUCUUAUAGAUGAGAGGAAAGAUGAGUUGAUGGCGAGGGCUGAUCUGAUGUCAAAAUUGGCAAGAGAAAGUGUUAACGAAGGUGGUUCAUCAUUCUGUAAUUUGGAACGUUUGAUUGAGGGCAUAAGAGUAAUGAGCUUGGAAGCUUCACGCGUUUAAUUUUUGGGUGAUGCAUUGAUGCUGUAAUUUUUGCUUUUUAAUGUGGGGUAGGUUGGAGUUGAUAGCACCAAGCACUUUGUUUGACAAUUUUUUUAUGGGGUAAAU
Molecule: messenger RNA, 1636 nt
Organism: Ilex paraguariensis (yerba mate)
Lineage: Eukaryota; Viridiplantae; Streptophyta; Magnoliopsida; Aquifoliales; Aquifoliaceae
Source: the annotation of a GenBank genome assembly